GGGCGGGGGGGGUCGCGCCCCCGUGUGCCGGGCCCAGUCCCGGUCCCGUGUCUCGGUCCCGGGAAGGCGGCGGGUUGGCAGCAGGGGAGCAGAGUGUGCCCGCUGUGUCUGCGCGAACAGAGCCGGCUCUGCGCCCCCGGGCGUUGGCACCGUCCCCUCCCGUGGAAUCCUGCCCGUCCUGCCGAGCGCGCUCCGAGGCCGCUCAAGUGCUGCCUCAAGUGCUCUCGCUUUGCUCGACGCUGCCAGAUUGACAGGCAGCAGUUUGAGGAGACGGUCCGGACGCUGAACAACCUCUAUGCAGAAGCUGAAAAACUUGGGGGCCAGUCUUACCUGGAGGGGUGUCUGGCCUGCCUGACUGCCUACACCAUCUUCCUGUGCAUGGAGACACACUAUGAGAAGGUUCUAAAGAAAAUUGCCAAGUUCAUCCAGGAACAGAACGAGAAGAUCUACGCUCCUCAGGGCCUCCUGCUGACAGACCCCAUUGAAAGAGGACUCAGAGUUAUUGAAAUUACCAUUUAUGAAGACAGAGGCUUGACCAGCGGAAGAUAAAACUGUGGAGUCUCAGACGACAGCUCACCGGUGGACUCGCUGUACCAAGGUUCCCCUACCUCCUACUUUAGAGCAUCAUUCCUUUCUCUGCUGCCAGAUCCACAGUGCCAUCUACUACAAGGACUAACUUCCUCAAACUGCUCCCCAGGGGGUGACUCAGCUGGUCAGCAUCCACUUUACAGGAGAUUUUGAAGCAAUGAAAUCACUUUUUAGUUUUGUUUCGGCUUUGGGAUUUAUUUUUUCUUUUCUUCUGAAGAAAAAGCAGAAGUGGUAGAGCUGCUUUCUCCCCUGAAAGAAAGGGGGCCCUCAGCCCAGCCAGGAGGGACCCAAGGCAAUGCCUCUUGUAGGAAACCAGAGGGCAAAGUGCUCCUUGUGUGGAUGUGUUGGUUGUCCCUGGAAGGGGAGGAGUGGCCAGACCUGAACCCUGGUGGUCUUUGGGCCUGUUGGGCUGUGAGCAGUGAGCACAGUAAAGUGGAUGCUGAGCCAAUAAACAUAACAACUCCCACCCUACUCUGAUUAAUAUGUGAAGUGUACAACUGUUUCUUUAUGGGUUUAUUAUCUAUAAAUUAUAGGAAAACAUGGCUUUGACGAGCUGUUAGGUGUCGUGUGAGGUGGUCUCCCAGUGCUGGUGCUGCAGGAGCAGAGCUGUGCAUUCCUUGGCAGCCUCGUGCAUGGACAUUGCUCAGCACCAUGGAGGGCCCACAGUCCCAGCUGGCUUAAUCCUUUCCCUUCCAUCCUUUUCCCUGAUGAAAGCCUGGGUUUAGGUGCCGGGUGUCAGUGUCCAGUUGUAGAAGGAACUCAGGAGUUCGGAAGAGGCAACUAAGCAGGGGCCCAGGGGCUGAUUUGAUGGUGCUGCAGGUGCUAAUACUGGAUCUGGAACUCCAGGCUCAUUCCUCAGCCACUGUGGGGUUUUGUUUGAGAUUUGUUUAAUAUUUUCAUUGUAUAAAAACUUGUUUUUUCUAAACUGUGUAACAGUGUUUGCCUUUCACAGCUGUUGCAAUAUUGGCAGAAGUACUGAUCAGUAAACCUUUUCUUAAACCGA
Molecule: messenger RNA, 1591 nt
Organism: Neopelma chrysocephalum (saffron-crested tyrant-manakin)
Lineage: Eukaryota; Metazoa; Chordata; Aves; Passeriformes; Pipridae
Product: golgin subfamily A member 7-like
Exons: 5
Biological process (GO): protein targeting to membrane; peptidyl-L-cysteine S-palmitoylation; Golgi to plasma membrane protein transport
Cellular component (GO): palmitoyltransferase complex; Golgi stack
Source: RefSeq, a predicted model, not a curated record